Ananas comosus (pineapple) is the source of this 1457-nucleotide messenger RNA. Its product is annotated as polyubiquitin-like. Gene Ontology annotation, molecular function: ubiquitin protein ligase binding; protein tag activity. NCBI's taxonomy places the organism in Eukaryota, Viridiplantae, Streptophyta, Magnoliopsida, Poales, Bromeliaceae. The coding region runs from base 89 to 1246 and encodes 385 amino acids. Gene Ontology annotation, cellular component: nucleus; cytoplasm. The transcript is spliced from 2 exons. Gene Ontology annotation, biological process: modification-dependent protein catabolic process; protein ubiquitination. The record is from RefSeq and is a predicted model, not a curated record.
ACCCUACUACUAUCUCUUUCUCUCUUCAUCGUUCUCUCUCUCUCUCGCCUCGUUCACAAAUCUCUCGCAAUUCUCAAGCUCUUGAAAGAUGCAGAUCUUCGUGAAGACUCUCACCGGCAAGACCAUCACUUUGGAGGUUGAGAGCUCCGACACAAUUGAAAAUGUGAAGUCGAAGAUCCAGGACAAGGAGGGCAUUCCUCCGGACCAGCAGAGGCUUAUCUUUGCUGGUAAACAACUCGAGGACGGCCGCACACUCUCAGAGUACAACAUCCAAAAGGAGUCAACCCUCCACCUCGUCCUUCGCCUCAGAGGCGGUAUGCAAAUCUUUGUAAAGACUCUCACCGGAAAGACCAUCACCUUGGAGGUUGAGAGCUCCGACACGAUCGAAAACGUCAAGGCCAAGAUCCAGGACAAGGAGGGCAUCCCCUCGGAUCAGCAAAGGCUCAUCUUUGCAGGCAAACAACUCGAGGACGGUCACACUCUGUCGGACUACAAUGUUCAGAAAGAAUCAACCCUUCACCUCGUCCUACGUCUGAGAGGUGGCAUGCAGAUUUUUGUCAAGACCCUUACCGGAAAGACCAUAACUCUGGAGGUUGAGACCUCUGAUACAAUUGAGAACGUCAAGGCAAAAAUUCAGGACAAGGAAGGCAUCCCCUCAGACCAGCAGAGGCUCAUCUUUGCUGGCAAGCAACUCGAGGACGGGAGAACUCUGUCCGAUUACAAUGUUCAGAAAGAAUCAACUCUCCAUCUUGUUCUCCGUUUGAGAGGGGGGAUGCAGAUUUUUGUGAAGACCCUCACUGGAAAGACCAUCACUCUCGAGGUUGAGAGCUCUGACACAAUUGAAAACCUGAAGGGUAAAAUUCAAGACAAAGAAGGAAUCCUUCCCGAUCAGCAGCGGCUCAUAUUUGCUGGGAAGCAAUUGGAGGAUGGCCGGACCUUAUCAGAGUACAACAUCCAAAAGGAGUCCACCCUUCAUUUGGUUCUUCGCCUCCGCGGUGGAAUGCAGAUUUUUGUGAAGACUGUAACUGGGAAGAGCAUCACUCUCGAGGUGGAGAGCUCGGACACCGUAGAAAAUGUCAAAUACAAGAUUCAGGAUAAGGAGGGUAUCCCCUGGUUUCAGCAGAGGCUCAUCUUUGCUGGGAAACAGCUGCAGGAUGGACGCACCUUGUCGGACUAUAAUGUUCAGAAGGAGUCUACUCUUCAUCUUGUCCUGCGCCUUCGUGGUGGUGGUUGUGCUGGUUUCUGAGUGUAGAUGAAUGGGUUUCUUAAAUUCUUUCUGUUAAGGUCAUGGUGUCUCUGAUCUUAGAUUCUCAGGCUGAUGAAACUAUAGCUGGUUAUGGUGUUCUGUGGGACCAUUAUGUGGUACUGCUUUCUUUAGAUUUGGACUUGGGUAUUCUCAUAAUAAAUUCUGUUUUCCAGUUUUUUCUGGUUUAAGAAUUUAAAAUUAGUUAAGUUUA